GGCGCUUGUUAGUGUCGGUGUUGCACCCCUCUUCGUUCAACUCUUUAUUCUCUCCCUGUCUGAUCAGGUGACCGUGGAGCCAGAAGCGGCUGUUCCAGCCCAGCUCGUUCUCCAUCACAAACCCUAGCGAUACUUCCAGAGAGCAGAGAUACAUACACGUAUACGAGAAUCCAGCAAAUAUCUCCCCAGUCAAACCUCGAACUUUUGGACAUACCGCCGCCGGGAAACAUCAUGCUACAACAUUCGGCGUUGCUGCUUUUACUAGUGGCUACUUUGGCUCUGGCUUUGGAGGUGCCCACCGAUGGAUCUGUGGGUCUGCUAGCCGAGCCCCAGGUGGCCAUGUUCUGUGGGAAGCUCAACAUGCACAUCAAUGUGCAGACUGGCAAGUGGGAGUCUGACCCCAGUGGUACCAAGAGCUGCAUCGGAACCAAGGAGGGCAUCCUGCAGUACUGCCAGGAGGUGUACCCAGAGCUGCAAAUCACCAACGUGGUGGAGGCUAACCAGCCGGUAACCAUCCAGAGCUGGUGCAAGAAGGGACGGAAGCAGUGCCGCAGCCACCCUCACAUUGUGGUGCCCUACCGCUGCCUGGUGGGAGAGUUUGUGAGUGAUGCCCUGCUGGUUCCUGACAAGUGCAAAUUCCUCCAUCAGGAGCGUAUGGACAUGUGUGAGAGCCACCUGCACUGGCACACCGUCGCCAAGGAGUCCUGUGGUGACCGCUCAAUGAAUCUCCAUGACUACGGCAUGCUGCUGCCCUGUGGGAUUGACCGCUUCCGUGGCGUGGAGUUCGUGUGCUGCCCCUCGGACUCCAACCAACUGGACUCCACCGAGCUGGAGGAGGACGACUCGGACGUGUGGUGGGGCGGUGCCGAUGCAGACUACACCGAUGGCAGUGAGCCCCGGGAGGUGGAGCUAGAAGACCCUGAGGAGGCAGAGCCAGCACUGGGCGAGGAUGAUGAGGAUGAUGAUGAUGAUGAGGGAGAGGAAGAGCCUGAGGGAGACCCCAGCGAGCGCACCACCAGCAUUGCCAUGACAACCACCACCACCACCACCACUGAAUCUGUAGAGGAGGUCGUCAGAGAGGUGUGCUCCGAAGAGGCAGUGACUGGGCCUUGCCGUGCCAUGCUCCCUCGCUGGUACUUCGACCUGGUCAGCGGUCAGUGUGUCCAGUUCAUCUACGGUGGCUGUGGCGGCAACCGCAACAACUUCGAGACGCAGGAGUACUGUCUCUCAGUGUGCGGCAGCGUGCUUCCAACUACAGCUGCCAGCACCCCCGAUGCAGUGGACAAGUAUCUGGAGACUCCUGGUGAUGAGAACGAACACGCUCACUUCCAGAAGGCCAAGGAGAGCCUGGAGGCCAAGCACCGCGAGAGGAUGUCUCAGGUCAUGAGAGAAUGGGAGGAGGCAGAGAGACAGGCCAAGAACAUGCCACGAGUUGACAAGAAGGCUGUCAUCCAGCACUUCCAGGAGAAGGUAGAGUCUCUGGAGCAGGAGGCAGCUAGCGAGCGGCAACAGCUGGUUGAGACUCACAUGGCACGCGUGGAGGCCAUGCUGAACGACCGCAGGCGCAUCGCCCUCGAGAACUACCUCACUGCGCUGCAGGCCGAUCCCCCAAAGCCCCGUCAUGUUUUCAACCUCCUGAAGAAGUACGUGCGUGCCGAGCAGAAAGACCGACAGCACACGCUCAAGCACUUUGAGCACGUCCACAUGGUUGACCCCAAGAAGGCUGCCCAGAUCCGACCCCAGGUAGGCAUGCCAGCUUUACUGGGCAUGGGGAUAAGUUCUUGUGUGUAUUAUUAUACUUAUUGUGUGUGUGACCAUUCCCCCCUCUGCUCUCCCCUCUUAGAUGAGCUGGUGCAGAAGGAGCAGGAUGAGGUGGAGGAGCAGCUGUCAGCCCUGCAGAGCGAGCCUCGCAUCAGCUACGGGAAUGACGCCCUCAUGCCCUCGCUAACGGAGAGCCGUACGGCCCCCAUCGACAUGCUGCCCUCCGAGGAGGGAGGCAUCGGCUUGGACGGGCUGGGAUACAUGCACCCCAUCGGCUUCGUGCCCGUCAACACUGAGAACGAAGUGGAGCCUGUGGAUGCUCGCCCUGCUCCUGACAGAGGACUCACCACCCGGCCAGGCUCUGGCCUCACUGGCAUCAAGAUGGAUGAGAUCCCUGAAGUGAGGAUGGAGACAGAGGUCCGACUCAGCUCUGGAUAUGAGGUGCACCACCAGAAACUGGUUUUCUUUGCAGAAGAUGUGGGCUCGAAUAAAGGAGCUAUCAUUGGGCUGAUGGUGGGAGGUGUUGUCAUAGCAACGGUCAUUGUCAUCACCUUGGUGAUGCUGAGGAAGAAACAGUACACCUCCAUUCAUCACGGUGUGGUCGAGGUGGACGCAGCAGUGACCCCGGAGGAACGCCACCUCUCCAAGAUGCAGCAGAACGGUUACGAGAACCCCACCUACAAGUUCUUUGAGCAGAUGCAGAACUAAGGCCCCUUCCUUCACCUCCCCACACCCCACUCUUUCCCCAAUCCGAACCCCAACCCCACCCUCCAAAAACACAAUGCAGGACUAGAAAAUGUACUUACUUCCCUUACCCUUUAAAUAUUUGUUCCUUCUUUACCUAAGCCUUAAAUGGCCUCAAUCUACAUUCUUAGCCACACAACCCUAACUACAGUUUGUCCAUUGAAUGAAUAAGCCGUUUUAAAACCCUGAUGAGAAGUAACAAAACACAAACUAGUAUUUAAUAAAAGUGUAACAGCAUUUAAAAUGUAAUUCUAUACAGUGCGUACUAACAGGAAUAAUAACAUUUUCCCACAUUUUAAUAUUCCACUGCUUGGCUACACAGCUAAUUCAACAUUGCACACGUGCAUUAAAUGCCUGUUCCUGUUACACACUGCUGUGUGCAUGCUCACUAGCAUAAUUAUUGAAGGCUUAUUACAGGACACUUAAAGUUCGUCCCUAAUCACCAAGCCCUACCUACUACCAGUCUUUUCUAAUGUCCAUACGCUCCACUUGUAUUCCAUGCCGAACAGAACAUACAUUUCUAUUCCCUUAGUAUUUGCAUUCAGUUCUUUUAAAGGAAGACAAACUAAAUGUAAACCUUUCUUUCCCUCUCUUUCGGGUGGCAGCUGUGCUGUGUGUUAGAAACUUAGGUGACAGAGGGUUCCUGAUAAAAUGUACUUUUCAACUAGCUUUUUGUUGUUUUCUCUCUCCAAAAAGAAAAAAAGUGACACUCUGAAAUUGAAUGUUUUUUAUUUCUGUGUAAUGUAUAAAUAAAUGAGAUAGCUGUAACUAUUUAGUGCAUGAUGAUUAAAUACGAAAAAAAGCAUAAAAAAUGUGUUCUGCUAUUUUAAGAUGUAGAGACUGUGUUAGCAGGAUUGUAAAGUUAGUAUCUUGUGAUCACGUGAUUUUAAACAAAAUGAGAAACAUGCUUUAAGAUAAAAUCAAUUCAGUUCUGUGUCCAGGCUUUGCCUUCCGUGCCAGCUUGUGGCUCUCUUCCUCCUGGUGUCGGAGGCUGUUAUUUUUAAAUUCACAUUUUUAUUUUGGCUUACUAUGCAUUGUGAGAAACUACCGUAGAAGUUCCUUACAACUUUUCUUUAUUUUUUUUUCUUUUUCAGAUUUAUUUUUAAAUUGUAUUAUUAAUAUUUUUUUGUGCCGUUGCAUUCAUGUAAAGGUGGUUGCUGCUUCUGUGUUUAUGAUAUUAAAAAGUACAGGAAAAGAGAAAAAAAAAAACUUGACCUGUUUUGGACUGUUUUUGGUGCGUGUCUUUGUGCUCUCAAGCCUCCAGCACGGGGUUGAGGAGUCUGUAUGGCCCGCUCCCGCUCUCCUCACUGCCAGGUUGCUGGUAUCACUUGCUGGGUCCUGUAACAGCAGAGUGAGUGUAGGUGUAGCUGCAGAAUGAUAGAAGUGGGGAUCACAGGGCAGGCAGGCUGUUCAACCCCUUUCCAUUAUGUACUCUUUCCUUUGUAUGAUGUUGAGGUUUGUUGUGUUUUUUUUUUUUUUUUAAUAGAUGUAUAUUUCGAGGAGUCCCUGUUAAUUCUGUAGUACCUUUUGAAGUUUGGGGUGUUGGAGGAUGAAUGAGGGAGCCUGACUGUCUAAGAUAUCCCUCAGGCCAGUUUUAUUGUUCCAUAAAAUGGUUAGUCUCCUCUGGGAUAAAUGCCAGGGUGCAGCUCAUUCAAUCAAGCACUCUGCACAUCCAUUUUGGCCUACAUUUGGUUGAAAGGAAGCUUACUAAUUAGGAUCAAAGUCAAAUUCUGUUUUGGUAAGAAUGCCAGAGGCCUGAAGUUGACUGGACUUUUCAACCUGAGUGAUUCUUUAGAAGACAUUCCUAACAGUAAACAGACAAGAAACAAAACUCUGGAGGGGUGUGGUUUUGUAAAUUCCACACCUACAGUAUUAUUUUGUUUCUUAACCAAUUAGAUUCCUGCAGGUUCACACCAUCAGGUCGAGUUAGAAGCUGUUCUAAUUCGAUUCUCAAAAGGGGUGUGCUGCCUUUUUUUUUUUUUA
Messenger RNA from Acipenser ruthenus (sterlet), 4488 nucleotides. RefSeq names its product amyloid-beta precursor protein-like. Gene Ontology annotation, biological process: axonogenesis; central nervous system development. NCBI's taxonomy places the organism in Eukaryota, Metazoa, Chordata, Actinopteri, Acipenseriformes, Acipenseridae. Gene Ontology annotation, cellular component: membrane raft; early endosome; plasma membrane. Gene Ontology annotation, molecular function: heparin binding; serine-type endopeptidase inhibitor activity; signaling receptor binding. The record is from RefSeq and is a predicted model, not a curated record. Bases 232 to 2469 code for a protein of 745 amino acids. The transcript has 16 exons.